AUGACUCAGAAGAACCUUUCCACGACGCUCCUCAAAUACGACGACACACUCCGUCGCUAUUUGUCUUCCAAACACAACAGAUUUGGUUUAUGUGCCUCAGCUGUCACCAUUUGCCUCAAAGCUUGCGUUGCCUCAGGCACCCUAGAAUUUGGAAGAGGUGUUCACGUGGAUUCCAUCAAGCUCAAUUUCAACUCUGACUGUUUUCAGCAAGGGCUGCUUCCGAAUCGCGUUACGUUAGUGAGUUUGAUGCAUGCAGCAGCGAGAUUGGGGGUGCUGCAAGAGGGUCGUGCAAUUCAUGGUUAUGCUGUUAGGAAAGGGAUUGGUUUGUGUGAUGAUGUUUUUGAGACAACGCUUUUGGAUAUGUAUCAUAAAUGUGGUGGUGUAGGGUUAGCUGCCUCGGUUUUUGCCAAGAUGGAUGCUCGGAAAACAACAAAUGUUGGUUCUUGGAACACUUUGAUAGCUGCUUAUCUUCAAAAUGGACUGGCUUUAGAAGCUUUUAAACUUUUUCGUCAAAUGAUAUGUAGAAAUGUUUUGCCUGAUUUGGUAACAUUGGCUAAUGCUGUUCUGUGUUGUGGUGAAUUGAAUUAUUUACGUCGAGGGAUGAGUAUUCAUGGAUAUGUGGUCACGAUGGGGGUGGAACUUGAUUUGGUGGCUUCCACUGCUUUGGUUGAUCUAUACUGUAAAAUUGAUGUAACCAAAGCUAGGAAAAUGUUUGAGAGAUUGGGGAAUAAGGAUGCUGUUGUAUAUAAUGUUAUGAUGACUGGUUAUCUUGAAAAUGAGUUACCUGUGGAGGCGGUAAAUGUUUAUCGUGAAAUGGUCAAGUUGAAUGUAUAUCCGAAUGUGGCUUUGUUUCUUAAUUUGAUUUCUGCUGUAUCAAAACUGAGAGACAUUAGAUUAGUCAGGUCUAUACAUGGUUAUGUAUUGAGGCAUAUGCACAUAUCGCAUGUGGAAAUCGCAAAUCAAAUUAUUCAUACGUAUGCAAAAUAUGGGUAUGUAGUGGAUGCAAGGGUAGUCUUCAAUAGGAUGAGAACAAGGGACUUGGUUUCAUGGACUUCGAUGAUAACGGGUUAUAUUUAUCAUGGCCACAUUGACGAAGCCAUAAAUGUGUUUCGUCUGUUGCAAAAAGAAAAUCUAAAUAUUGACUCUGUUACUCUAAUUGGUCUCAUUCAGGCAUUAUCCCAGCUUGGAUGUCUAAGGUACAUAUUUGAGCAAAUGACAGAACUGUGUCUCACAUCAUGGAAUGCAAUGAUAGGGGCAUAUGCGAUGCAUGGAAACUAUACAAAGGUGUUAGAUCUCUUUGAUCAUAUGAAAUUUGCGAAGGUUACACCCGAUGAAGUGACUUUCACUUCAAUCCUCACUGCCUGCAGCCACUCAGGAUUGGUAGAAGAGGGUCUACAAAUUUUUGGGAUAAUGAUGAAGGAAUAUGCAAUAGUUCCAAGCGAAGUUCAUUAUAGUUGUAUAGUAGAUUUAUUAAGCCGAGCUGGUCGACUUAAAGAGGCAUACAAUCUGGUCAAAAGCAUGCCGACAACACAUAGUUCUGCUGCAUUGUCUGCUUUGCUUUCUGCUUGCAGAUUCUAUGGAGAUACAGAGAUUGGGGAAGCUAUAGGGAAACAGAUACUAAAAUUGGAACCACAUAGCUCAGGUGCUCAUGCUCUGAUAUCAAAUAUACGAGCCCAAGGGGGGAGGUGGGAUGAAGUAGCCCAAAUAAGGGUCAUGACAAAGAGUACAGAAGUGAGAAGUAUUCCUGGAUAUAGUGCAUGUUUGGAUUGA
This is a messenger RNA of Vicia faba (fava bean), 1770 nucleotides long. NCBI's taxonomy places the organism in Eukaryota, Viridiplantae, Streptophyta, Magnoliopsida, Fabales, Fabaceae. The record is from the annotation of a GenBank genome assembly.